Betta splendens (Siamese fighting fish) is the source of this 1668-nucleotide messenger RNA. It is a transcript of the gene vps72a, whose product is annotated as vacuolar protein sorting 72 homolog a. Bases 274 to 1371 code for a protein of 365 amino acids. Gene Ontology annotation, molecular function: ATP-dependent H2AZ histone chaperone activity. Gene Ontology annotation, biological process: regulation of DNA-templated transcription; chromatin remodeling. The record is from RefSeq and is a predicted model, not a curated record. The transcript has 6 exons. Gene Ontology annotation, cellular component: nucleus. Lineage: Eukaryota; Metazoa; Chordata; Actinopteri; Anabantiformes; Osphronemidae.
UCAUUCUGCCCCGGAUGUUGUUCAUGUUCACACGAAAGCAGCGUCUUGCUACCGGUUAGCUGUUCGCAAACAAGGAGCUUGGACUAUCACCGGGGAUUUCAAGCUUGUUUUUAUAGCUCCAGUAGCCGCUAAAUAUAUGUUUGGGUAUUGAAUAAGAUCAGUGGGCGUUGUCCAGGUUAUACAAUUUGCCUCAAUUGCAAUUUAUGUUCGCACAAUAGGCUAGAUAAUAUCUAAACGUUAGCUCGUUAGCUAGCACUAUUUAAGACUUAAACCAUGAGUCUUGUAGUUGGCCGAGAACCAAGGAAGACUGCGGGAAAUCGCAUGUCAAAAUUACUGGAUGCCGAAGAAGAGGACGAGUUCUACAAGACCACUUACGGAGGAUUUAAUGAUGAAUCAGGAGAUGAUGAAUAUCAUGGUGAACAUUCAGACACAGAGGAUGAGGUGGACAGUGACUUUGACAUAGAUGAAGGAGAUGAGCCUGAUAGCGACCAGGAGGAAGAUGCACCACGAAGGAAAAGUCGUGUUGUCACCAAAGCUUAUAAGGAACCUAUAAAAGUGGCAAAACCUAAACCCAAAAGACCCUCUGAGGAACAGAAGAAGACGGAGAAAACUAAAGUGGAGCUUAAAAGGAGGAUUCCACAAGAAUUCCAAGAUUUUGGCGAGACUCGGAAGUCUGUGCGACAGUCUACUAGCGAACAUACCCGGAAGACUAAUUUACGUUUACAAGAGCGACAGGAUGCUCCUCGGAGGAGGAGAGGCGCACAUCGUGACCGGCCCCUUACUCAGGAAGAACUGCUGGCUGAGGCCAAGAUCACAGCUGAGAUUAACAUUCGCUCACUGGAGAACUAUGAACGCCUGGAGGCAGACAAGAAGAAGCAAGUUCAUAAGAAGCGGCGUUUUGAGGGACCAACCAUCCGUUACCACUCAGUCCUGAUGCCCAUUGUUUCUCAGUCUGUCCUAAAAGAAGAAAAUGUAGAUGUUGAAGGGUUGGAUCAGGAAGUUCCUCAGCCACAAAAUCCCACCACACCCUCACAGCAGCCAGCUGGAGGCUUGUGCUCACGUACCUAUAUAACUUUCAGCGAUGACGAGGCUUUUGAGACUGCAUUUUCACGCACCGCCCAGUCAAAUCCUCAGCUACCAGUCCAGGAGGUUUGUCCUGUCACCCACAAGGCUGCACUAUACCGAGACCCUGUCACAGAUAUACCCUAUGCUAACGCGAGAGCCUUUCGCAUCAUCCGAGAAGCGUAUCGGAAAUAUGUGACUGCACAUGGAUUUCCAAACACUUCAGGAGGGGCAACGGGACUUGACUCUGCAGCAACAAAGAGUGCUCGGCAAAAAAUGGUUGUUAAGCAAACCGCUGUUGCAACAUAGGCUCCUUUGAUGAGCAAGUCUUAAAAUUAGGCUUGUCCUGAUUUUUAUAAAUCCAAACUAAUCCAUUCGGGUUUUACAAUGACUUGAUAUAAGGGAAAUGCACAAUUAGAUCUCUAUGACCUUAAAGACCGUUUGAUGGUACAUCAGUGUCUCAACAAUCCCAGUUUCAAGAACUGUCAAAAAUAUUCUAAAUAGAUUUUCAUAAACAAAUGGGCAACUGUGUUUUUGUUUCUUGUUUUUCCAACAAAUAGUCAUACACUUAAAAAAGUGAAUUUUGGAAUAAACAUUUACUGUUUC